UGUAAGGAAUAUAAAACUUAUGGUCGCAGGAUACAGGACAGUAAAGCACUACUGUUUCUCCAACAACAGCACAUCUGCUACAGAUACACAAAAACAAAGAGAAAUGAGGAAAGUCCUCUCAGUCAAGAUGUUACUAGUUUUAAAUCUAGUUCUACUGGUGGCCAGUGUGAGUGACGGAAGGAUUGUGAAAAAUGUGUUGCCGUCCAGUCAGUCUCAAGAGGACUCUGCAAUAGACAAAAUAAUUGAAGUUGACAGUGGUCAAUCUCAGAAAGAUUUAUCCGUUGCUGAUCCAAGUGCUAAUGACAGCAGUCAAUCAAGUGAAGACAAAACGAGUGCUGCUGAUGACACUGACAGUGGUCAAUCAAGUGAAGACAAAACGAGUGCUGCUGAUGACACUGACAGUGGUCAAUCUCAAAGUCAAUCUCAUAAAGUUUCAUCCAAGGACGGCAAAACAAGUGCUAAAGAUAACACCAGACGUCAUAUUCAUAAGCAUCCCUCCAGGAAACACAAAGCGAACGCCAAAAGUCAUACUAAUACAUGUCCAUUCAGUAAAGACAAAACAAGUUACCAUCACAGUGAUCAAUCUCAUAAGGACUCAUCAAGUCAAGAAAAAAUGAGAGCAGAAGAGAACCAUUUCAAAUGUAAUUGUCAUAAGGAAUUAUUCAUCUCAACGACAAACCCCACCACAACCUCAAGCCCCACCACAACCUCAAGCCCCACAACAACAUCAAGCCCCACCACAACGCAAAGCCCCACCACAACCUCAGGCUCCACCACAACAUCAAGCCCCACCACAACCUCAUCUCCCACCACCACAUCAAGCCCCACCACAACCUCAAGCCCCACCACCACAUCAAGCCCCACCACAACCUCAAGCCACACCACAACGCAAAGCCCCACCACCACAUCAAGCCCCACAACAACCUCAAGCCCGACCACCGCAGCAAGCCCCACCACAACAUCAAGCCCCACCACAACCUCAAGCCCCAUCACCACAUCAAGCCCCACCACCACGUCAAAUCCCACCACCACAUCAAGUCCCAUCACCACUACCACAAGUCCCACCACAAUUUCAAGUCACACAACCUCAAGCUCGGAGGAGGAUACUUCUGAAGAAUCAAAUGAAAUAAGCACCUCUACCCGUGACUCACCUUCUUGCUCAAACUCCAAGUCCAAGUCAAAGGAUCCAAAGUGUAGGAGCCACACCACAACCUCAAGCCCCAACAAAACAUCAAGCCUCACCAUCACAUCAAGACCCACUACAACGAUAAUCCCCACGCCCACAUCAAGCCCCACCACAACCUCAAGCCCCACCACAACAUCAAACCCCACCACAACCUCAAGCACCACCACAACGCAAAUCCCCACCACCACAUCAAGACCCACAACAACCUCAAGCCCCACCACAACAUCAAACCCCACCACAACCUCAAGCCCGACCACAACCUCAAGACCCACCACCACAUCAAGCCCCACCACCACAUCAAGCCCCACCACCACGUCAGGCCUUACCACGACCUCAAGCCUCACCACCACAUUAAGCCCCACCACAACACAAAGUCCCACCACAAUCUCAAGCCCUACCACCACGUCAAGCCCCACUACAACGAUCAGUCCCAUCACAACGAUAAGGCCCACCACAACCUCAAGUCCCACAACCACGUCAGGCCCCACCACUACAUCAGGCCCCACCACAACGAUAAUUCCCACCACCACGUCAAAUCCCACCACCACAUCAAGUCCCAUCACCACCACAAUUUCAAGUCACACAACCUUAAGCUCGGAAGAGGAUUCUUCUGAAGAUUCAAAAGAAAAAAGCAUACGGAGUUCAACCCAUGCUCUACAUUCUUGCUCAAACUCCAAGGAUCCAAAGUGUAGGAGCCCCACCACCACAUCAACUCCCACCACCACGUCAAGCCCCACCACAACCUCAAGCCCCACCACCACGUCAAGCCCCACCACAACCUCAAGCCCCAUCACAACAAUAAGCCCCACCACCACAUCAAGUCCCAUCACCACUACCACAAGUCCCACCACAAUGUCAAGUAACACAACUUCAAGCUCGGAGGAGGAUUCUUCUGAAGAUAUAAAAGAAAAAAGCAUACGGAGUUCAACCCAUGCUCCACGUUCCUGCUCAAACUCCAAGGAUCCAAAGUGUAGGAGCCCCACCACCACCUCAAGCCCCACAACAACCUCUAGUCCCACCACCACGUCAGGUCCAACCACGACCUCAAUCCCCACCACAACCUCACGCCCCACCACCACGAUAAGGCCCACCUUAGUAUCAAGCCCCACCACAACCUUAAGUCCCACCACCACAACCUCAAGUCCCACCACAACCUCAAGUCCCACCACCACAUCCUCCACCACAAACUCAAGUUCAACCACAACCUCAAGUCCACCACCACAUCUAGCCCCACAACAACCUCAAGCUCCCACACCACAACGCAAGGCCCGACCACAACCAUCAAGCACCAUCACCACGCAUCAGCUCUUCCCACAACUCUAA
Molecule: messenger RNA, 2509 nt
Organism: Triplophysa rosa
Lineage: Eukaryota; Metazoa; Chordata; Actinopteri; Cypriniformes; Nemacheilidae
Product: mucin-2-like
Exons: 15
Coding region: 20-2509 (829 amino acids)
Source: RefSeq, a predicted model, not a curated record